AUUAGCCUCAGGUGUGUAAGGAAAACUAGUAGUGCAGGAGGACAACCUUAAACCUUUUCUUACACAUUUGUUUGAUUGCUUUAAAUAGGUAAACACAUAAGAAUACUCAUCUUGAAAUGAAUUCACCAUUAGAUAAUCCUCAUGAUAAGUCCAUUCAACAUAGCAAGGAUGUUCAAAAUUUGCUGAAACGGCUGAAGGAUGCAACUUCUAAACUGCAGCAAGUAAAGGCUGAAAAAGAAGUCAUAAGCAUGGAGGUCCAUCAGAGGCGUGAAGAAUUGGACCGGAGGAUGCUCUUGUUGCUGCAUGUAGACGAUCGAGUGUGUGAUGCAUUAAUGGAGCUGGAGGCUGCAAAACAGAAAAAACAGACGUUGACCCAACUGAAUCAGUCUUUGGACACAUCCGCUCGGGAGGUGAAGCUACGCAAUGUCUCUGUGAGUAUCAUGCAGAACCAGGUGAAGGAACUGGAAGAGGAGGAGAACAAGCUGAAACUGCAGUGUGAACAAGUAAAGAAAGAACUGGAUAAUGACCAGGAAGUUUAAAAGUAAUCUGGCUACUUAGCAUUUGUUAAUGUAAAUCUAACGUGUGUAAUGCAGAACCUCACAGUCCACGAAGGAAUAUCAAACAAAGUAUGUAAAACGUGUGUAUCAAUUUUUUGUGGCAUGACUAUAUCCUUCAUUUAGUUUUACAGUAAACUGUAAAAAAAUAUAACCCAUAAACAAUACUUUUGUACCCAAUAGUCUUUAAUUAGAAAAUGGAAAAUAUUCUGCUUUAGAUUUGUUAUGCAAUACAUUUUCUGUAGAUAACGAUUAAAGAUCAUUCAAAGCA
Silurus meridionalis is the source of this 825-nucleotide messenger RNA. RefSeq lists its product as uncharacterized. The transcript is spliced from 4 exons. Lineage: Eukaryota; Metazoa; Chordata; Actinopteri; Siluriformes; Siluridae. Bases 117 to 539 code for a protein of 140 amino acids. The record is from RefSeq and is a predicted model, not a curated record.